Drosophila yakuba is the source of this 881-nucleotide messenger RNA. RefSeq lists its product as uncharacterized. Gene Ontology annotation, molecular function: protein binding. The transcript has a single exon. The record is from RefSeq and is a predicted model, not a curated record. Bases 65 to 568 code for a protein of 167 amino acids. Lineage: Eukaryota; Metazoa; Arthropoda; Insecta; Diptera; Drosophilidae.
AAGAGGGAAGGAUCAGCUGAUUUGGGUGUGAUAUCGAUAGUGACGCCAAAGUGAAGCUGCCAAAAUGUCGCAAGUUGAGCAAUUGCAUCUGAAAUCCCCGCCAGAAACAGCUGGAUCUCCCCAAGCAGCCGCUGCGCUGGCCGUGGCAGCCGAUGCCAACGAAACGGAGCUUAUGGUGAAGGUGGUCAUGGGCAUGGGCUAUCCGGAGGGCGAGGCUCGCCUGGCGCUGGCCCAGAGCAACAACAACGUGCAGCGGGCGGUACAGAUCUUGGUGGAGGGCAUGGAUGAUGGCGAGUCGCGCAAGAGGCGUGGCAAUCGCAAGCGUUUGAGGCAACUGCGCAGCCACCUCAUGGGGGAUCCACUAGCCACCGAUGACGCCAUUGUCGAGAUGAUGCGGGAUCAAAGGAUUGCACAGACGCUGGCCGAGCUGGUGAACGGCAGCAGUGUGCAGGUCAUGGAACUGCUGCUGGCCGAGGAAGAGGAUGAGCUGGAGGAGGAGCAGGAGCAGCUGGAAACCAGCCUGGAGCAGACAUCCUCAUCUGCCGAAAGCUCGCCGCACAGCAACUGAUGGGAAACCCGAUGUUAGAACUGCUUACUGCUAUAAGUAGAUUCUUAUUUAUGGAUUUAUGAGAUUAUGUUAAAAGUUAUCAUGGAAAUCUUGGUUCUAGUUGUAAUUCCUUUUAAUUGUCUUAUGCAAUCACUGCAUUAAGGAUUCAAUUUGUACUUAAAGUAUUUAAACUUUUUUAUAUAAUCAAGCCUCUUUAAAAUAUCGGCAAAGUGCCAUAAAGUUAAAAGUAUACCUAUAUAAUAUUUAAGUUUUUAAUUGUGUAACUUCAUGAGAUUUGAAGUAAAGAUACUUGUAUGAUGAUAUUGAACUUGAA